AUGUCGGAGAAAAAAAGAACACGAAUAACCAUUAAUACUCCCAAAAAAUCCAAAAGACAGCGAAUAACGGCAGAAUCCGCAAAAGACUCGACGGACAAAUCUGAUACGAAUUCUUCUGCUGCUGCUUCUGAUACUAUGAAUGUGAAUACAACUACAAUUCAUGUUCCAAAAUGGAAAAAAUUUCUAAGCAUCAAAGACAAUAAUAGCAACAAUAGUAACAACUCAAGUAGGUUAUCUAGAAAUGGGGAUAAUGAUGAUUUUACUGAGGUACCGGAUAUCGAAUCGGAGAUAGAUAGUUCUUUGUCCCACGAGAAUAUCGUUAAGGAGAAAUCAUUAACAAAGAACAAGAAGAAAAAGACGGAUUCUGAAACAGUCGGUGAUAAUGGAAACAAUCUUCGUGAUGAUGAUAUUUUGAAGGAAAAGAAGAGACAAAAAAGGAAUCACAAAGAUGAUAAUUCUACCAAAAAAAGCGACACAUUAUCCGCGGAUCUGAUAACACCCGAACUGAAGAUUCCGGAAAAUGCGAGUGAUUCGUCAAACGCAGCGCUUCAAUAUUUGGCCACCUGGUAUCUGCACCGUCAAUCUUUAUGGAAAUUUCAGAAAGUACGGCAAGUUUGGCUACUUCAACACGUGUACGAUGUAGAUAAUGUUCCCAACGAAUUUUUUAAAAUUUUUCUCGAGUAUAUUAAUGAUUUGACUGGAAAAGCGCGUGAAAAAACGAUGAAAGAAGCGCAAGAAAUUCUAGACCAAUUCGAGAAAAAGUCGAUAGAAUCAUCUUCAUCUCCUGAUGAUGUUGUUGUUGAUACUGAUGAAAAACAGAACAACUCUAACAAUAAUAGUGACACCACGACGACGAAGAAUAAUCUAAAAGAUAAGGUACGUGAAAAAAUUAAAGAAAAACGUGCAAUGGAUAUUUUAAGAGUUUUAUCUUGA
Messenger RNA from Ambispora gerdemannii, 933 nucleotides. NCBI's taxonomy places the organism in Eukaryota, Fungi, Glomeromycota, Glomeromycetes, Archaeosporales, Ambisporaceae. The record is from the annotation of a GenBank genome assembly.